UCCUCAAUGGACCCGGGAGACAAACUCCAGCUCCUGGCGUUACGUAAGAAGAAGAGGCGUGGUCCCAUUCACUGCGAGGCUUUAUAUUGUCAAUUUGUCCUGUUUGGACUUGGGUUUCAAAGCUUGAAUCCACUCCGUUAGCAAGAGCCUACACGGUACUUUGACUCGUUAAAAUGGCCCAGUCACUUCUUGACACGAUGCCAGCCGCCUCGACGGGCACUGUUCUCGUCAAUGACCAUCUGAACUACUGGGGAGGAAGACGAGUCAAACCCACGGAUGAGAAAAACGCCGAGCCCGUGUUUGAGCCCGCCACUGGCCGUGUUUUAUGUCAGAUGGUACCCUGUGGGGCUGAGGAGGUGGAUCAGGCCAUAAAGAGUGCCCACACUGCCUACCUGAAAUGGAGCAAGAUGGCAGGCAUGGAGAGGGCUCGAAUCAUGCUGGAGGCCGCCCGCAUCAUAAGGGAGCGAAGGGACAACAUUGCUAAGCUGGAAGUGAUCAACAAUGGCAAAUCCAUUACUGAAGCACAGGUGGAUAUCGAUAUUGCCUGGCAGUGCAUUGAAUACUAUGCCGGCAUGGCUGGUACUCUAUCAGGCCAGCAUAUCCAGCUUCCCGGGGGAGCGUUUGCUUACACAAGAAGGGAGCCUCUGGGUGUGUGUGUGGGAAUUGGUGCCUGGAACUACCCCUUCCAGAUAGCAGCAUGGAAAUCUGCUCCUGCCCUGGCAUGUGGUAAUGCCAUGGUAUUUAAACCCUCUCCAAUGACUCCUGUGACUGCUGUCAUACUGGCUGAGAUCUACAAAGAGGCAGGGGUACCUGAAGGGCUCUUCAAUGUGGUACAAGGCGGAGCUGAGACUGGCACCUUGCUCUGCCACCACCCUAUGGUCGCCAAAGUCUCCUUCACUGGUAGUGUUCCAACAGGCAAAAAGAUCAUGGAAAUGUCUGCAAAGGGGGUGAAGCCUGUGACUCUCGAGCUGGGAGGGAAAUCUCCACUCAUCAUCUUCAAGGACUGUGAGAUGGAGAAUGCAGUGAGGGGAGCGCUCAUGGCAAACUACCUCUCACAAGGAGAGGUUUGCUGCAAUGGGACCCGAGUGUUUGUGCAAAGAGAGAUCAUGCCACAGUUUCUGGAAGAAGUGGUCAAGAGGACAAAGGCCAUUCGUGUUGGUGACCCUCUGCUGAAGGACACCCUUAUGGGAGCACUGAUCAGCAAGCCACACCUGGAAAAAGUGUUGGGGUUUGUUGCUCAGGCCAAGAAGGAGGGAGCUAGAGUGCUUUGUGGAGGGGAGCCUUUCACCCCCAGUGAUCCCAAACUAAAAGGGGGCUACUUCAUGUCACCUUGUGUACUCGAUAACUGCCGAGAUGACAUGACAUGUGUGAAGGAGGAGAUCUUUGGCCCGGUUAUGUCUGUUUUGCCUUUCGAUACGGAGGAAGAAGUUCUCCAGAGAGCCAACAACACCACGUUUGGAUUGGCCUCGGGGGUUUUCACCAGGGAUAUAGGACGAGCCCAUCGUGUGGCUGAGAACCUGCAGGCAGGAACUUGCUUCAUAAACAACUACAACAUUAGUCCUGUGGAAGUGCCAUUUGGAGGAUACAAAAUGUCAGGUUUUGGUAGAGAGAAUGGCCAAGUGACUAUCGAGUACUACUCACAGCUGAAGACUGUGGUUGUGGAGAUGGGCGACGUUGACAGCCUCUUCUAAAUACCUUUCUCCAUGUUUACCCAACUGUGAACAAAACACUCUGCACCUCCCUCUUGUCUAGUGUUUAGACAAUAUGCACCAAAAACAUCUUAAACUCUUUUGUUUGCACCUUCAUUUGGUUUCUACUGUGUAUUUCUACUGUGGAACACAUUACCAGCAUUACAUGUGAGGAGCUAGAUGCCUGUAUGAAUAAUAAUUCACAAAACUGAAGAACUGGAUGACCACCAAUCAGCUCACAACACUUUAUUAACUUCAUUCUUCAAAUGAGUCUGUUUAACACAUGGCCACAUGCAUUUUAACAUACAUAAUAAAUACAGGCCCUAUUUUUAGAUUGAACCUACUUUUCAUUUAAAAAAAAAAAAAAAAUGCUGUAGUUACCAACAUUGAGCCUCUGAAUUGUGACUCAGCAUUAUUAUAAAGUAGGUAUAGGACACUCAAGCCUUUUAUAACCUCAACACUGCUGGCUUCAGGUUUUAUAUGAAUGAAGUACCAUUGUGCCAACACCUAACGCUUUUUUAACAAAAUAAACUCCCUUGUAAGACAU
Messenger RNA from Myripristis murdjan (pinecone soldierfish), 2235 nucleotides. RefSeq names its product aldehyde dehydrogenase 9 family, member A1a, tandem duplicate 1 (gene aldh9a1a.1). Gene Ontology annotation, molecular function: oxidoreductase activity, acting on the aldehyde or oxo group of donors, NAD or NADP as acceptor. The transcript is spliced from 12 exons. The record is from RefSeq and is a predicted model, not a curated record. Bases 174 to 1691 code for a protein of 505 amino acids. Lineage: Eukaryota; Metazoa; Chordata; Actinopteri; Holocentriformes; Holocentridae.